Molecule: messenger RNA, 4780 nt
Organism: Eleginops maclovinus (Patagonian blennie)
Lineage: Eukaryota; Metazoa; Chordata; Actinopteri; Perciformes; Eleginopidae
Gene: snrka
Product: SNF related kinase a
Exons: 8
Coding region: 604-3117 (837 amino acids)
Biological process (GO): protein phosphorylation; intracellular signal transduction
Cellular component (GO): cytoplasm
Molecular function (GO): ATP binding; protein serine/threonine kinase activity
Source: RefSeq, a predicted model, not a curated record
CUACAAAUUGUCCCGCCGAAAAGCGCUUUUCAUUUGAACAAUAACAAGACAAAUAUUUUCUCUCGCUUUAUUUUUUUCUGAAAAAGUCCAACUUGUGUUGGAUUCAAUGUUAAAAUUGUAAAGGUCUUUUAUGAUUUGAUUAAUCUAUUCAACAUAUGUGAUGCAUAUCAACAGUGGAAAUAAUUUGUUUUGGUCCAGGGUAUGACGGUUGUAAAAAUGUCGACACUAUUUUCCACCCCGUGAAGGCAUCACCACAGCCCCAGUCGGCUGGAAGGAUACACCGAUCAGGCUGCCGCUGCCAGCUAUGCAUCUUUUUACACAUGAACCCUGGGCAUAGGCACCUUCUGAGUGCCACGGUCAACCCUUCGUCUUCUCUCAUCAUUCGUAACAAGCUUCUGUAGAGAGCACCCAAAGGACCCAGGAUACCCGGUAGAGACCGGACCAGGGGCUUUAUGUUUACUGAAGGGAAGCUGGAGAGGAAGCUGGAGCCAUGGCUUUUUCCCUCCACGUUCGAUGAACUGAACUAAGCUGGAUCCACACAACUCAGCCGACCUGACCCGGCCUAAAGGGGGGACUCUCCUCUCCCCAUCCCCCUCUCCAACUAUGGCAGGCUUCAAGCGAGGCUAUGAUGGCAAGAUUGCUGGGCUAUAUGACCUGGACAAGACGCUGGGCCGUGGCCACUUUGCCGUGGUCAAGCUGGCACGCCAUGUCUUCACUGGGGAGAAAGUGGCAGUGAAGGUGAUCGACAAGACUAAGCUAGACACCGUUGCUACAGGCCACCUCUUCCAGGAAGUCCGCUGCAUGAAGCUGGUCCAGCACCCCAACAUUGUGCGCCUGUAUGAAGUGAUAGAUACUCAGACUAAGCUUUACCUCAUCUUGGAGCUAGGGGAUGGUGGGGAUAUGUUUGACUACAUCAUGAAACAUGAGGAAGGUCUGAAUGAAGAUCUUGCUAAGAAAUAUUUCGCCCAGAUUGUCCAUGCUAUCUCCUACUGCCAUCGGCUGCAUGUGGUGCACAGGGAUCUUAAGCCAGAGAACGUGGUGUUCUUUGAGAAGCAAGGGCUCGUCAAGCUCACCGACUUUGGAUUCAGCAACAAGUUUCAACCGGGGAAAAAGCUGACGACCAGUUGUGGAUCUCUGGCAUACUCCGCCCCGGAAAUACUGCUGGGUGAUGAAUACGAUGCUCCAGCCGUAGAUAUCUGGAGUCUCGGUGUGAUCCUGUUCAUGUUGGUAUGCGGCCAGCCCCCUUUCCAGGAAGCCAACGACAGCGAGACGCUCACCAUGAUCAUGGACUGUAAAUACUCGGUACCAGCCCACGUGUCCAGCGCCUGCAAAGAUCUGAUAGACCGCAUGCUUCAGAGGGACCCCAAGCACCGGGCCUCACUGGAGGAGAUCGAGGGCCACGCCUGGCUGCAGGGGGUCGACCCGUCCCCAGCCACCAAGUUCAACACUCCCCUGGUGUCCCACAAGAACUUGUCGGAGGAGGAGCACAACAGCAUCAUCCAGCGCAUGGUGCUGGGAGACAUCGCCGACCGAGAGGCCAUCGUGGACGCCCUGGAGACCAACAAAUACAACCACAUCACAGCCACGUACUACCUGCUGGCAGAGAGGAUCCUGCGGGAGAAGCAGGAGAAGGAGGUGCAGACCCGCUCCUCCAGCCCCAGCAACACCAAGGCCCACUUCAGGCAGUCGUGGCCCAGCAGGGUGGACAUGCACCAGGACAUCGAGGACAGCCUGGCAGCAUCCUCCAUCUCCCACGCUGGGGGCCCCCAGUCCCCCGCCCGCAGCACAGAGAGCCUCCUCAACGGGCACCGCUCCAAAGGCCUGUUGGACCUGGGCCGACGCGACGAAAUGGGAGUCUCUGCUGCUUCUGGGACCCCCAAGGCCCCCGCACCAUCCACCUCAGCAGCAGCAGCUAAGCAGAGGGGCUGCCUGUUCAGGGUGGCUGAGGACGAAGAGGAGGAGGAAGAGCAUGACCAGUCCCCCCUACCCAGCCAGGUCGUCCUGAGGCGUAAGCCGCCCUCCAUCACUAACCGCCUCACCUCCAGGAAGAGCGCCCCGGUGCUCAACCAGAUCUUCGAGGAGGGGGAGUCGGACGACGACUUCGACCUGGACGAGGGUCUGCCGCCCAAGCUCAGCCGCCUGAAGAUGAACAUGGCAGGCAACGCCGCCAACCUGAGCUCCGGGGCCUCCCCGGGGGCCACACACAAGCGCUACCACCGCCGCAAGAGUCAGGGGAGGGGGUCCUCGUGUUCCAGCUCUGAGACCAGUGACGACGACUCGGAGAGCCACCGCCGGCGCCUGGACAAAGACUCGGGCUUCGGGUACGGCUGGAACCGGAGGGACAGCAGCGAGGGGCCGCCAGGCAGUGAGGGGGGCAACGGGGGGGGCAGCAGCUCCGGGCCCAGUAAACCUUCAGGGGAGGGAGGGGGGACAUCCGGCCCAGACAUGGGAAGUCCUCCUGGAGGUAACGGAGGAGGGGAUGGUAACGGAGGAGGUGGGGGUGGUGGAGGAGGCGGGGGAGGAGGGGGGGAGAGUAAAGGACAGGACAGCCCCUCCAGCUGUUGUCACAACAGCAGGAGCACGAACCCCUCCCUCAGCACGGAGCUGGUGGAGAGCCUGAAGCUGAUGAGCCUGUGCCUCCGGGGCCGGGGGGGGCGAGGGGGAUCAAAGUUCAUCUUUGAUCCUCGCAGCCUCCCGGGGGGGACCGUGAGGAUCCAGGAGAAAUCGGCAUGGAGGAUGUGCAUCGGCUCCACCGGGAGCCUGGACACCAUCACCCUCCCCACCACCGCCCUGCCCCGCCCCCACGCCCACCGCAAAACGGCGGCGCACGGCCCCCCCCGGCAGCAGGCACCCUCACAGCAGCCUGAGUGCUCUGAAGAACGGGGUGCUGCAACUACCUCUGUGCGAGAAGACCCUCUCUGUGAACAUCCAGCGGGGGGGGGGCUCGGCUCCCGCCACCUGCUGCCAGGUCAUCUGACCGGAGAGCGGCCCUACAUCCAGGUGUUCAGUAGCUUUCUGUUUGUACCCCCUUGCCCCCCCCAGGUGAGAAGAAUGACAGCAUGCUGUCCGGUCUGGGACGGAAACAUUAAGUCUGCGGGAAACGUGUUGAGUUUUUGAGCAGAGUAAAUAUAUCGGGAAAAGAAAGGUUAAGAGGCCAAAACAGUAACUAGAGGAAAGUAUAAAGUACAUUUUAAUAUCCACACUGUCGUUAUUUUACAUAACAUCUUUUGAGUCUAAACUAUCAUCUUCCAUAAAAGUUUCAAUAAUUAAUGUUUCUGAGGAAGAAUUCAAAAGAUUUUAAGCAGUUAAAUAUUUGUAUUACUCACAUUUAAAUUGCCACUUUAUUCUCGAAACACUGUAAUCUUUUUUCUAUUUCUCAAAAUGUUUUUUCUUCUCAGAAUGUAUUCCCUGAGUCUGUGGAGCCCCCCCCCCUCCCCCUUUGAACCAGGAAUACAUUUCUGAGUUCAUGAGCUGUUCUUUGAAAGAAGGGAAGAGAAAAUGUUUUAAUUUUGACUCCAGUUUGGACUCGGUCUUGCACUUGGACGAUCUGUUUUAUGUUUUUAAAGAUGGAUUCCUGUCAGAGCCCGUUACCGGGGAGCCGCCCGCUGCUCCUCCGUCAGAGCGCGCUCCUGCAGCGACCGUCGGACACGUGGCUGCUGACCACGUGUUUGAGAUGAGGCGUUCUUAUUUUUUUAUUCAUAUUCCAGUGUUCUGCUGAGAGCGUCACGUGUGUCUGGUUUGACCUCUGCUGCCCCCCCCCCUGUAUAUACAGUCUGUUCAAAGUAAAGUUUAUUUUUAAAUCUUGUACAUUUCUUUGGAGCGAUGUGCUGUCGGGACAUGAGAGGGUGAUGCUGUGCAGCAGAAGGAGCUCAGUCUGCUUCAGAGAGCAUCACAACAAGGGGGGGGGGGACUCUUGAGGGCUUUGGCAAUAAGCUAUACGGUGUGUUGCAGCUAUCUGUACAGAAACGUUUUUAUUAUUUUUAAAUGGUUUUUUAUUAUUCCAAACUUGUGCAGCCUUACGCUACGGAGAGGAUUAAAGCCACGUGUGCAUUUCAUUUUAUUGGGAUCUGACCGAAAGUUAAUUAGAAAUGUUCUAAGAUUAAGGUUAGAUUUCUGAGAAGUAAAGUCAGAAACUCCUGUAUAUUUUUUAAUUUCUAAUUUAAAUCUCAGAAUUGUGAAUGAAUUCUUAAAAUUCUGACUUUAUUCUCAAAAUUAAUCCUUUUUUUCUCUGAAUUCUCAGAUUAAAGUCAGAAUUUAAAAUUUAAACAGAAUUCAGACAAUUUUCUCAUAAACCUGAUCUAAAGAUCUCAGAUCUCCACAAAUAAUUCUGUUUGUUCUGAUCUAAAUGUGACCCUAAUCCUCUUCCGUAGUACAUGGCCACGUUUGACUGAAGAGAAAAAGGAAAGCUGUUUUUCUUUUUAUCUUUUUUCUUUUUUCUUUUUGGAAACCAAUGUAAAUGGAGUUGUAAAUAUGGUGCUCUUCCUGAGUGAACUCUUUGGUGCAUAGCUGUACAGUAAUCUAGCCUUAUGAUAAAUAGUAAUGCUGUGUGGGUGUCCUCUUCAUCCGUCAGUCGGUGUGACUGUCGUCUGUUUCCAGGUGAAUGACGUGCAUGUGUUUCAGUGUUUGACAUUCAACGACACGCAGGAGAGACGCGCCACAGACGUUACUGGACCAAAAAGCAGCCGAAAAAAAGAGUUGACGGAAUAUUCAGUGUAUUAUACCUGUUGUCAGAAGUUACACUUAGCUAUGGUGAUAUCUAAAAAUAAAAUGUGGAAUACUG